Molecule: messenger RNA, 1255 nt
Organism: Kogia breviceps (pygmy sperm whale)
Lineage: Eukaryota; Metazoa; Chordata; Mammalia; Artiodactyla; Physeteridae
Gene: TMEM61
Product: transmembrane protein 61
Source: RefSeq, a predicted model, not a curated record
GACGCAGAUCUGAGGAAGUGGGGGGCAGGCCGCGCCCUGAGCCCGAGCCCAGGGUCCCGGCCGUAGUCGGCCAAGCCCGAAGCGUGGGCGGGAGCCAGGGGGAGAUCAUCACCGGAGUCGACAGCGAAGCCGGACUCCACGCGCCCCUCUGCGCCCCAGCCCGGUGGCCGAGCCCCUGCGCGGUGAAGCGGGCUCGGCACCGCUCCCACCGGGUCGGGGCGGCGAUCGGACGGGACGGACGGCGGCGGACGAGACGCCUUGGACCAGACCCGGAGCCGGACCGUAGCGCUUCUUCGGGCUCGGAGAGCUGGGCUGCGGGACGGUCGCCGGGCCGCCCCUAACGCCGGGCGCCCCCUGCAGACCAGAGAGACAGCCCUUCCCAGGUUCUGUCUGUCCACGGGCGCGACAGGGCGCGACAGCCAUCAUGCCUUCACCUCCGCUCGGCUCGCCAGGCUCCCCGCUCCGGGACCACGCCUGAACCUGCAGCGCGAUGGCUGCGCGCAAGACGUGUGACAGGGGCCGUGUGGCCUCCACCCUGUGCUACUGCAUGACGGUCAGCGGCAUGGUGGUUCUGGUGGCCGGGACACUCUGCUUCGCCUGGUGGAGUGAAGAAGAUGCAGGUGCCCAGCCCAGCCAGCCGGCUCUGCUCACAGGACGCCCUGAGCCUGAGGCCCCUGGUCCCCUGUUCAGGUCGGUCAGCUUCUUCUGCUGCGGUGCAGGUGGCCUGCUGCUACUCUUCAGCCUGCUGUGGUCUGUCAAGGCCAGCAUCAAGGGGCCGCCUCGAUGGGACCCAUAUCGCCUCUCCAGAGAUCUGUACUACCUCACUGUGGAGCCCUUGGAGAAGGAAAGCUGCAGGACCCCAGAGGUGGUUGCCGUCCCCACUUACGAGGAAGCCGUGCACUGCCGACUGGCUGAGGGGCCCCUGACACCACCUGCAUGCCCCGUGGAGGAAGACCCGGAGCGCAGUGCCUCGGGGGAUGCCCUGCUUGGGGCCCAGCCCCCCUUGCCUCCGCCCAGCUACGAGAGCCUCAUCCUCUCUGACGGUGGCAUCUCUGGAGAGACAACACCUGGGGCUGCAUGCUCCCGCCCAGGCCCGGUUCAGACUGCAGGGGAGGAAGUUAAAUGCUUCUAGCAGGCCUGGAAGCCAGAAACAAAUGAUGGGCUUCUUCUAGCGUCCAGUACAGUGCCUGGUACACAGAAGGCACUCAACAACUGUUUGUUGCUGAAUGCUGUUUUAUGUUUCUAUUGCCCUGUA